This is a messenger RNA of Aethina tumida (small hive beetle), 2589 nucleotides long. RefSeq names its product peroxisome assembly factor 2. The record is from RefSeq and is a predicted model, not a curated record. Gene Ontology annotation, molecular function: ATP hydrolysis activity; ATP binding. Lineage: Eukaryota; Metazoa; Arthropoda; Insecta; Coleoptera; Nitidulidae. Bases 176 to 2560 code for a protein of 794 amino acids. The transcript has 10 exons. Gene Ontology annotation, cellular component: peroxisomal membrane; cytosol. Gene Ontology annotation, biological process: protein import into peroxisome matrix.
AUGCACUUAGUGUGCUUGUUAUACAGUUUGUUCCUGGCAUUUAUGCAACCAAUAACCCAGAGACAGUAACAUAACCUCAACAUAAACAAAAGUUAUAUAAAUAUAUUUUUUGUGAUUAUUAUUACUUAAAAGUGUAAUUAACAUACAUAGUAUUGAAUUUUGUUAAUUUUUUAACAUGACUAAAUCCAAAGAUGUUGACCUUUUGUAUUCAAUAUCCAGAUUACUUUUUCCCAAAUAUCACCCGUUUUGGUUUUUAAUUUAUAUGUAUGGUUGGUAUUUUAAGAUAUGCAAAACGAAGAAAUUAUACAAAUAUAAAUUUGUGUCACACGAAAUCUUCAAUCAAAUCAAGACAAUAAAAUCUAAAGACUUAAAUAACAUUAUCCUAGUAAACUCUAGUAAUAUUUUAACAUCUAAUCAGUACUUAAGCUUUUAUUGUACUGAAACCCAGCGACAAAGAAUAGUUAAUGUUAUUCCUGUUAAUAUUCCCCAUGAUUUAAUUUUGGGUUCAAGUGUAUUAUUACACAACCUAUUCAAAGAUCAAGAUCACAAUAACUUAGAUAAACAUUUUAGAUUAUUAAAUUGCCAGGGACAUAAAAUUAAGUUUGCAUCAGAAGUGGAUAUAGCUUUAAUUAGUUGUCCAUUUGAGAUUUCAUUUGCUGUUAUUGAAUAUGUUUUGGGAAAAUAUUUUUCUACCCCAAAAAUUAUUUAUAAAUCAGACAUUAUAGCAAUAAACUUAAAAUACUUUUGUGACAAAAUAUUUUUUACGAAUAAUAAAAUUGAUGUUGAUACUUUAUAUUUCAAAUGUAAAAAGGUAAUUGUUGAUAAUAAAGAGGUGUCUGGAGGAUAUUUUUGUGUUAUUGGGGAAACCGCCAUUAAAAAAUCCGUGAACAUUCAAUCUUAUUUACCCAAAACUGGGAAACAUAUUAUUAGAUUGGAAAAUCCUCUUAUGGAAAUCCCGAUUUGUCCAUACGGAUUGCAGGAUCAUUUCGAUACCUUGAAAAAAGCCGUGGAGCCCUUCCUUGGCAAAAGGAAGCUAAACGUAUUACCAAUAUUUCUUCUUCAUGGUAAAAAGGGUUCUGGAAAAGAGCGAACUUUAAGAGCUUUGGCUUCACACUUUGGAUUACACUUCUACAAAAUAAAUAAUCUUGAUAUAUCUGCCAAUGUUUAUGCUCAAAAUGAACAAAAAAUGAAACAUUCAUUUUUCGUUGCACGAACUACGGCUCCAUGCAUUCUUACCAUCUUCAACUUCGAGAAUUUCGGAAAAAAUAAUGAGGGGCAAUUCGAUGAGAGAAUCAUUAACAGCUUUUCUCGGGAAUUGGACAGUCUCUAUGAGAACACAUUAUUCCCAAUAUUACUGUUCUGCUGUAGUAACGAGAAAACCAUACCGCCGGACUUACAAAAAGUGUUUUUGGAUACAUUCACAAUUGAUGCCCCCAAUCGUCAACAAAGGGAAAAUAACCUGAAAUGGAUUUUAGACAUGAAUAUGAUCUCUCACAAUGUGAACAUAAAUGAAAUAGCUGAUAAAACACAUGGCUUCCUAUUUGAUGAUUUAAAAGCUUUAAUGUAUUAUGCUCAAAAUGAUGCAAAAUUUAAUAACAAUAAUAACAAUAAUGCAAUAAUUACGAACGAGAAUUUCUUAAAAUCUUUAGAUUUUAUGCAGUUGAAUUACAAUGAAAGUUUGGGAGCUCCCAAAGUGCCCAAAGUCCAAUGGUCAGAUGUUGGUGGCUUGACGAAAGUGAAAGAUGAAAUUAUCAAAACCAUUAACUUACCCUUAAAGCAUCCCGAGUUAUUAAAAAGUUCUGGACUAAAAAGAUCAGGAAUAUUACUGUUUGGACCUCCGGGAACGGGAAAGACGUUAAUAGCAAAAGCUGUGGCUACUGAAUGUAGUUUGUGUUUUCUCUCCGUUAAGGGACCUGAAUUAUUGAACAUGUAUGUUGGACAAUCAGAAAAAAAUAUAAGAGAAGUAUUUGAGAGGGCCAGACAAGCGUCACCGUGCAUAAUAUUCUUUGAUGAACUAGACUCUCUUGCUCCCAAUCGUGGUAUGUCAGGCGAUUCUGGUGGUGUAAUGGAUCGGGUAGUCUCCCAGUUACUAGCCGAAAUGGACGGACUUGAAACAAGUACAAUUUUUAUUAUUGGAGCAACUAACAGACCAGACUUGGUGGAUCCCGCUUUAUUGCGACCUGGGCGAUUUGACAAAUUAUUGUACAUUGGACCUUGUGUAGAUGUGCCAUCAAAAAUUUCCGUGAUUAAGGCCAUAACAAGAAAGUUUCAAUUACACCCAAAUGUAGAUUUAGAAAAAAUUGUUACGAUGUGUCCUAUAAAUAUAACUGGUGCUGAUUUUUAUGGAAUAUGCUCUAGUGCUUGGAAUUGUGCUGUUAGAAGACUAAUAUGUAAUAUUCAGCAAGGUAUAACCGAUCGUGAUGAAGGUGUAACUCAAAAAGACAUUGUUGUAACCAUGGAAGAUUUCUUAAUGUCUAUACAAAAUGUUAAACCAUCUAUAAACGCAGCCGAUUUAAAAUAUUUUGAAAAGUUGAAGAGUGAAUUGGGAAGUAUUAUUUAAAUGUUAUGAAAUAAAGAUUUAUAAAUUGA